Messenger RNA from Panonychus citri (citrus red mite), 1818 nucleotides. RefSeq lists its product as uncharacterized. The transcript has 2 exons. Lineage: Eukaryota; Metazoa; Arthropoda; Arachnida; Trombidiformes; Tetranychidae. Gene Ontology annotation, cellular component: cytoplasm; nucleus. Gene Ontology annotation, biological process: microtubule-based process. Bases 479 to 1405 code for a protein of 308 amino acids. The record is from RefSeq and is a predicted model, not a curated record.
UUACAAUUGUGUCUUCAGAAAUUAACUAAUUAGUGAUUAAAGAAGAGAAAGUAAUUGUAAUAAAUUCUCGAAAUUUCUUGGCUUAAUGGUUAAUUAUCGAAAGUUACUUGAUAUUUGUAUAAAAGACUCCAACGUAUCGAUAUUAAGUAAAAUAUAAAUCCCUUUACUCAAAAUUAUUUUGGAUUCAUAGUGUUAAUUUGUUGAGAAUUUGUUUCUAAUGAUUAUCUUUAUUCCUUAUUAUUAUUUGAUUAUCAACCUGGAAUUGUAAUAAUUAACUGGAUGGUUUCUUGUGACUCUAUUCAAAAGUUUUUAUUUGGAAAAUAAGUGACUGAUUCCCUUAAAAAACGAGAAAAAAACAAAACCGAUUUAAAUUGGAAAAGAAAACGAUUUGAUUACUUUUUUUUCUCAGCUUUAACAACUGAACUAAUCAAAUAUGAACAAUAAAUAACUAAGAAAGUGUUAUUUUCUUAACAAUUAAAUGGCUUCUAUUUCUUCUGAUGGAUUUACUCUUGUUAAUCGGCAAAAGAAAAGUAGAUGGAGAAAGUGUUCCAAUCAAUCAUCAUCUCUAAAUUAUUUACCAAUUGACAUGGAUAAUGAGACAAUUCCUAAUGAUUAUCAACAAUUUACUGGAAAAUUAAAGUCAAAACUAGAGAAUUGUAUUCACUUCCUGAAUAAGAGUCGAUUUACUGAUCAAGUGGCUCAAUGUUUAUCAAGAAACAAACAAAAGUUUAACUUACCUGAUAGAGAAACUGACACAAUCAAUUGUUUGGCUGCUAAUUUAGCUAAUUGCUCUUUAAACCAGUUCAGUGAAAUAGUAUCUUAUGGAAUUGGUCAUUUCUCAUCAUCAAAAGAUUCACUCUAUCAACUUGCUUUGCUUUUAAUUCUCAAGACUGAUUGUAUUCUAACCUGUGAUCUUUGGCUCAUUUACGAUCCCGUUUUUACCGAAUACGAGAAAAAAUUUCUAAUCGAAAAUGGAUUCAAUUUGAUUGAUGUCAAUGAAAAAGGAGCUAAAUCAGUUACCACAAGAACCCUUUUCUUUAUGCCCCAUUGUCCACUUCCAAUGUACAACAAUUUACUUUGGGCUAAUUGGUUACCAAACAAUUUGAAUCAAAUUGUCUUAUUAGGAACAAGUUUCAAUUCUCUGGUCAACUCUUUCAUCUCUAACGACCAACAAGCCGAAUACUCUUAUUUAAUUGGCAUCACUGAAAGUAAAUUAAUCGAUGAAUUUAAAUUGGACCCACCUCGAGAUAUUUACGAAGCUUUUAAUGAUCUUAGUGUCCAUUUUUUUACUCAAAUCAACGAUGAUGAUGAACAUACGAAUUUACUAUCGAUUGCUAAUUGUGAUCCAAAAAAGAAACCAAUCUAUUCAGAUGAUGUAUUUUCCAAAGAAAUGAUCGUCAAUUAACUGUGAUUGUCAUUGAGAAACCAUAUGAUUAGUUAAUUGGUCUCAUUAAUCUCUUACAACUGUCAGUUGAUUGUAUCACUUAUGCUAAUACACUUACAUUGAUGAUGAUUAUGAGGCAACAACAAUUGACCCUGAAUAAUUUUUAACAUCUUGUUAAAUGAUCAAUCUUAUUAAUCUUAAGUGCUCUUCCAUAAUCUUAACAAAGUCAAUGUACUCAGGCCAAUUGCAAUUCUCUUAAUUAACAUUCCUCACCCAGAAUCGAAUCAAUAAUCAAGUUUGGCGCUCGAAAUCUUGAUAACUCUGAAUGGAAUCAACUUUUGUUUGUUUAUCUUUACAUCAAAUGUUGUAAUGUCACUUGUUAUCUUUUUAUGGAAUUAACUUUUGUUAAUUAAAUAGAUUGUUUUCUAAUCUAA